This is a messenger RNA of Capsella rubella, 585 nucleotides long. RefSeq names its product 60S ribosomal protein L37-3. Gene Ontology annotation, cellular component: ribosome; cytosolic large ribosomal subunit. Lineage: Eukaryota; Viridiplantae; Streptophyta; Magnoliopsida; Brassicales; Brassicaceae. The transcript is spliced from 4 exons. The record is from RefSeq and is a predicted model, not a curated record. Bases 92 to 379 code for a protein of 95 amino acids. Gene Ontology annotation, biological process: translation. Gene Ontology annotation, molecular function: RNA binding; structural constituent of ribosome.
AACUUUUGUUGACAUUCCGUCGUCACUUCUGUCUCUGAAGCCGGAACCUCAAGGUUUUUUUGUAUCAUCUGGAAACUCGCAUUUAGCUUCAAUGGGAAAGGGAACGGGAAGUUUCGGAAAGAGGAGAAACAAGAGUCAUACACUCUGCGUCAGAUGUGGACGUCGUAGUUUCCACAUCCAGAAGAGUCGUUGCUCUGCUUGUGCUUACCCCGCCGCUCGCAAGAGGACAUACAACUGGAGUGUGAAGGCAAUCCGUAGAAAGACUACUGGAACUGGAAGGAUGAGGUACCUUCGCAACGUCCCUCGCAGGUUCAAGACUGGUUUCAGAGAAGGUACCGAAGCGAAGCCAAGAAUCAAGGCAGCAGCUUCAUCAGCUUAAACUUGUUUUCGAGCAUCAGUUGGAGAGUUUGUUUGUUAAACUUAGAUUUUGGCUGGCUCUGAGUUUGUUUAUUCGAAAAUUUAUUAUUAUCAAGUAUCUGAUUAUGACUAUCUUUUUGUGUGUUUUUUGCUUUUUUAUAAAGACUUGGACGAGUUUUCAAUUUGCAAGUCUUUUAAGUUCUAUCUAGGAAUUAUUGUUUAUAAUAA